Messenger RNA from Neolamprologus brichardi, 3309 nucleotides. RefSeq names its product kelch-like ECH-associated protein 1a (gene keap1a). The record is from RefSeq and is a predicted model, not a curated record. Lineage: Eukaryota; Metazoa; Chordata; Actinopteri; Cichliformes; Cichlidae. Gene Ontology annotation, molecular function: protein binding.
AUGUUUGCGGAGUGAAAAGUUGCAGUGUCAUGUUGGUGUAUAUUCCUCCUCCCCCAACACCAGCACCACCACCAACACUACAGCCUUUGGACGUCGGCCCUCAGCGACUCAGAGCACCGACGAAGUUCACAAGUGCACAUUUGUCCCUUUGACGUGGAGGACGAGAUAUCAGCGGGUUUUCCUGGUAGGACGGAGAGAUCCGUGCAGAGAAACACCGGCGAAACUUAUCGUGCUGAUUGGGCAAGUCUUGCGUAACUUGUUUGAGUUGGCUUCUGUGUGAAUGCGCCCCGUUCUCUUGAGACGAGGAGUUUUAGCGGCUGCCGACCAGGUGUUUUUGUAGGAUAAGCAUCACAUAAGUUGAAGAAGAAUCCCUGCUAUGAUACAACUGAUUGCAGUUGCACACAUGUGCCAACCGCUUCCUUUUUUCAUGUAAAAACGCUAAAUGGCAGAAGACGUUUGAAAACGUCAGAAUGGACUACUUUGGAAAAACCUGAAUUCUUUCAAAUCCGGACCAAAAGUAAUUUCAUGAUCGUUGCUUUUGCUUUGGGAACUGUGUGACACAAAUAUUGUCAGUCAUGUCAGAUAGGGCAGGAUACAUGGCUGAGCGAGCCUUAUGUGGUUCACCGUCAGUUUACAGAUAUGGUUCCUUGCUGUAUUUCUGCAGAGAAACGCAUGACUUGAGCUUAACUUUUGCAGCAUCUGGACAUCUCACUUCGCCUGCUGGCUGUAGCAGUGAUCACCAAUGGAAUGUACUAUUACGCAGGGGGUUGUCGACAUGCUAAAAGACUAUUUUUGUGUUGAAUUUUUUUUAGCAAAAUGGAGGAACUGAGGAUACUUGCACACUGUAGCCUUUACCUACUGAUGAGUUGAAGACCAAAGGAGCUUUCUCUGUUGAAAGUUUGAAUCCAAUGGGAUAAGAACUAAAAACAUUUGACUGUAUCAGUGAAAAACUAGAUCUAAAGUGCUUUCUCCCCAUAAUGCACUGCCCUAAAAAGAAGAAACGUCCAACAUGCGACUCGGAUUUCUCAGCUAUUGUGGUUCCCUCUAUGCGUGGGUCUGGGUAUCUUGACUACACCGUCGAGACCCACGCUUCAAGGGCCCUGAAGGCCAUGGAUGAGUUCCGGCAGAACGAAAUGCUGUGUGAUCUGGUGCUGCAUGUCACAUACAAGGAGAGGACAGUCGACUUCAAGGUUCACAAAGUUGUGCUGGCCUCCUGUAGCUCCUACUUCAGAGCCAUGUUUACCAGCAGCUUCAAGGAGUGUCACGCUUCGGAGGUCACCCUGCGUGAUGUCUGCCCUGAGGUGGUCGGGAGACUUAUUGACUUUGCCUACACCUCUCACAUAACAGUGGGAGAAAAGUGUGUAUUGCAUGUGCUUUUGGCUGCUAUGAGGUAUCAGAUGGAGGAUGUGGCAAAGGCAUGCUGCGAUUAUCUGAUUAAACACCUAGAGCCAGCUAACGUCAUUGGCAUCUCCCGCUUCGCUGAGGAGAUCGGUUGCACAGAACUCCAUCAACAGAGUCGGGAGUACAUCAAUACACACUUCAGUGAGGUGACCAAAGAAGAGGAAUUCUUCAGUCUUACUCACUGCCAGCUGCUGGAGCUCAUCAGUCAGGACAGUCUCAAGGUGCUCUGUGAGUCUGAGGUGUAUAAAGCCUGCACAGACUGGGUACGCUGGGAUAUGGAGAGCAGAGCCCCCUAUUUGCAUGCCCUCUUGAAUGCAGUUCACAUCUAUGCGUUGCCACCUAAGUUCCUGAAGAACCAGCUGCUGUCCUGUCCCAUCCUCAGCAAGGCUAAUUCCUGUAAGGACUUCCUGUCCAAAAUCUUCCAGGAUAUGACCCUGAGGAAGCUUCCUCCUGCUCCUAAUCGGGGAACUCAGUUUAUCUACGUGGCCGGCGGAUACCGGCAGCAUUCUCUGGCAUCCAUGGAGGCCUACGAUCCAAGGAGGAAUAUGUGGAUAAAACUGGCUGACAUGGGGAUGCCAUGCAGUGGUCUGGGAGCCUGCGCACUGUUCGGACUGCUCUACACUGUUGGAGGCAGAAACCUGUCACUUCAAACCAACACGGAGUCCAACGCCCUGAGCUGCUACAACCCCAUGACCAACCAGUGGAGCCAGCGAGCCUCCCUCAACAUCCCCAGGAACCGGGUCGGGGUGGGCGUGGCGGAUGGCUGCAUCUAUGCUGUCGGAGGCUCCCAGGGCUCGAUACACCACAACACGGUGGAAAAGUGGGAUCCCGAGUCUAAUCGCUGGACCUUUGUUUGUCCAAUGUCGGUUGCUCGCCUGGGAGCCGGCGUGGCGGUGUGCGGGGGGGCCCUGUAUGUAGUGGGGGGCUAUGAUGGACAGAACCGCUGGAACACAGCUGAGAAAUAUCAGCCUGACACUAACACCUGGCAACAGCUGGCUCCCAUGAAUACUAUACGCAGCGGACUAGGUUUGGUGUGUGUGAACUCUUACCUGUAUGCUAUAGGAGGCUAUGAUGGGCAGAGCCAGCUGGCCACUAUGGAACGCUACAACGUAGCCAGGAAUACGUGGGAGCCGAGGGCCUCGAUGCAGUACUCUCGCAGCGCACAUGGAGUCACUGUCCACCAGGGACGCAUCUUCGUCUUCGGAGGUUUUAACCAACACGGCUUUCUGUCCAGCGUUGAAUGCUACUGUCCCGAUAGAAAUGAAUGGACAUGUAUCACAGACAUGCCCGUUGGACGCAGCGGCAUGGGCGUCGCUGUUACCAUGGAGCCCUGUCCCGGGAGCCUGCCUGAGGAAGAUGAAGAAGAGGGAGACGCGAUGGGAUGAGGAUGGAAUCUGUUGAAGUCUCAAGUGCUGAAUACACUUCCAAGUGGUGCUGCUUUUCAACAGGGGGCUGUGCAUUAAAUGACAAUAUUUCCAAAUAAAAACAGCUAUCCCCCACCCGAACUGAUCUCGGUGGCACUGUGGAACACUGCAGAUAUUGACUAUAUGGUGACUUUGAAGAGGAAGGAAUAUAUUUCUACAUCUGCUGGGGAUCAAGUGAUGCAGUCGGUAUAUGAUAGCGGCCUUGCAAUCAACAAGGUGCUACUGAAUUAAUUACUAUUUAAUUAAAUAUUGUUCUUCUUAACUUCUUUUUAACUCCUCAGUGUUUUGUUUAGAAGGUGAACUUAUUUCUAGUUCCUCUCUACAUUUGACUUCUUCAUUUUGUGCCAAUGUAGUUUCACCCAAAGCUGCCUUUUUGUUUUUUAAAAAAAGAUUUUUGCAAUUAGUACACUCUGUUUCUGAAAAUAAAUAAAUCAAAUGUGCAAAUGACAAAAAUAUUAAUCAUUUGCAUUUCCUCAUUUGCCAA